AAAUACUCCGUCGCGAAAUCCGCCGCCAUCCAGGCUCCUUUCUGACGCUGACGCCGGAUUCCCGCGAAACCAAAGCAUCAUCCUUCUCCUCACGACAAAAUUGCCCACAACCCGUCACGAUGGACUCCUCCUCCCACCCGAGCCUAUACCCAUCCGACGUCCUGCCCGCAGUGAGCAAGCGCAAAAAGGACAAGAAAACGUACUGCGUGCGACUAGCGCGCAUGCUCGAGUAUCUCGACCGAAGAGCACAGGCCUGGGACCAGAAGUCACCUCUGCUGCAGCUCCCCGCAGAACUCAGACAGACGAUCUUGGGUUACGUCCUCGACGAGCAGACGAUCUAUGACCCGCGACCCAGCCAGCAAACCCAAGCCCUCGCUCUCGUCUGUCGCACGUUUGCGGAUGACCUCGAACCGACCAUGAAGCAGUGGGACCAAGAUGAAGCUGUUCUUCGAACGCACUUUGGUACCGAGAGGAAUGCUAUGAGCGCAUACAUCCAGGAGCUCAUGAUGCCGAUUGGUGUUGCGGCGAAGGCCAUACCGCCUCGCAAGAGCAAGAAGCGCCACAGAAAGGAGGCGGAUAAUGGUGAUCAUUCGAGGUGGCUCAAUGCUGGGACCUGAAUGGUCUUCGCGGUAGCCAUUGCAUCCGUGAGAAGCGGUCUCCGGUAGGCAGUGCAACAACAUUUUCGGUUUGAUUCCGCGACGGUCGCUUGAUUGCCUUGGUCCGGGAAGCAUGUCCGAAAUCAACCUUCAUCUCGGUCGAAUUCCUGUGAUUUUGGACUGAAGGGCACCCAGAUGGGGUGUCGCGGAGGAAUAUGGAGGGAGGUUCUCCGACCUUUGCUCUCUCAAGAUCCUUCUCAGUAAGAUGACAUCGACGAGCUGGUGUAAUGGACCACUGGUUUUGUAGGUGCUCGCAGGUCUGGUCUCCUCAUCAGGUCUUCCUUUGUCCGGAUCCGAAGCCAUCGUUGGUACUGCGGUUGAGUCAUCGUCUCGCUGCCGUUGACGUAUGUUUGUUCGGAGUUUCGGUCGGACUUGAAGAAGAAAUUUCCAAUAGCGAAGCCAACGAGGACGAGGAAGCCUGCGACCACGAUGACGAUGGUCACAAUGGCAAGGGGUGAUAUGUCGUACUCAUAUCCGUCCUUUCGAGGGUAGAGAUGCUGGUCUCGAGGACUCAAAUGAUGUGUGGUGGGUGGCAUAUCUGUCGGGAUGAAUGGUGAUGUGAAUAGCGAAAAGGGA
This is a messenger RNA of Zymoseptoria tritici IPO323, 1232 nucleotides long. RefSeq lists its product as uncharacterized. The transcript is spliced from 2 exons. Lineage: Eukaryota; Fungi; Ascomycota; Dothideomycetes; Mycosphaerellales; Mycosphaerellaceae. The record is from RefSeq and is a predicted model, not a curated record. The coding region runs from base 120 to 617 and encodes 165 amino acids.